Molecule: messenger RNA, 357 nt
Organism: Cylindrotheca closterium
Lineage: Eukaryota; Bacillariophyta; Bacillariophyceae; Bacillariales; Bacillariaceae
Source: the annotation of a GenBank genome assembly
AUGAUGAAAUCGAGGACCCCAGCCACACAAGCAUUGAACAAGCUUACCAAGUCCCAAGAUUCGCAAUCUUCACUUGGUACCGAGAGCCAACGAGCCAUGAAAAGAAUGAGUAUGAAACGAUCGAUGUCCUCAAUGAUGGAUAUGACCUCACUUUUAGAGGCGUCUGAGGAGAUUGAAGGCUUCCAUUCCUUCCCAAUCAUCGAGUGGCCUACCUUGGACAACAAUCAGGAUGCUAGUGAUCUUUGCGCUCCACAGAUCAAGAGACGCUGUAGCGGAUUACCUCGUUGCAUGAAGGCUUCCCUAAAACUGUCGUCUUUCACAUCGACUCGCGGUGGAUCGUGUGGGUCGAUGUACUAA